Molecule: messenger RNA, 1511 nt
Organism: Fragaria vesca subsp. vesca
Lineage: Eukaryota; Viridiplantae; Streptophyta; Magnoliopsida; Rosales; Rosaceae
Product: probable aquaporin TIP3-2-like
Exons: 3
Coding region: 482-1264 (260 amino acids)
Biological process (GO): water transport; transmembrane transport
Cellular component (GO): membrane
Molecular function (GO): water channel activity
Source: RefSeq, a predicted model, not a curated record
CCUCUCUGCCAAAACAAAACACAUGCAAAGCAAAAAUAAGGAUAAAUUCGAAAAGAGUUGCUUGCUAGCUAAGAGAUAGAGACCACCAUUCCAGAUGAUGCAAUGACUCUGUAGGGUUUACCAGGUAGCUACACAUAUGCUGCAUAUGUGUCAUCCUUCCUGCAUGGCAACUCCCCAAGUGUCCCAUAUGAAUCCAAGCCCUCUUGGCUAAUUUAAGACUAGAGACCUCCACAUUUCAAACAUGCAAACGCCCUCCUGCCCUCAUCGUCCAUCAAUCCCACUCCUGACCGCUCCAUCUUAAUCUUCUAGCUAAGAAAAAAAGCCGUGAGGCCAAGCGAAGAAUCAACCAGCAACAGCAGCUACCCCGGUGGCAGAUCAUACAACUAUUACCUUCUAUCAUCAGCAGAUCAUCAUCCAUAUAUAAACCGUACGUGAUUUGAAAGAGCUAUAGCACUAGCUAGCCUCGAGUAACUGCGCGACCAUGCCGCAGCCAUAUCGUAGAUAUGAGUUUGGGAGGGCCGACGAGGCCACCCACCCCGACUCCAUCAGAGCUACUUUAGCCGAGUUCAUUGCCACCUUCAUCUUUGUCUUUGCUGGGGAAGGCUCUAUCCUCGCUCUUGGGAAAAUUUACAAGGACAGCGACACAUCAGUGGCUGAGUUGAUAGCUAUAGCUCUAGCGCAUGCGUUUGCUCUCUUUUCGGCCAUCUCAGCUAGCAUUAACAUCUCUGGUGGCCAUGUCAAUCCUGCUGUAACCUUUGGGGCUCUUAUUGGUGGAAGGAUUUCGGUUGUUCGUGCCUUUUACUACUGGGUGGCUCAGCUCCUAGGGGCUAUUGUGGCUUCCCUUGUGCUAAGGCUUGUCACAAAUGGCAUGAGAACUGUGGGGUUCAACGUCGCCCCUGGUGUUGGCGAGUGGCAUGGGCUAGUACUAGAGAUUGUGAUGACAUUUGGUUUAGUUUACACCGUAUAUGCUACAGCCAUUGAUCCUAAGAGGGGUAGCUUGGGAACUAUAGCACCUCUGGCCAUAGGGUUCAUUGUUGGCGCAAAUAUCUUGGUCGGCGGUCCGUUUGAUGGAGCAUCCAUGAACCCGGCAAGGGCAUUUGGACCAGCACUGGUAGGGUGGAGAUGGAAGAACCACUGGAUCUACUGGCUUGGACCAUUUAUAGGGGGUGGAUUGGCAGGUCUCAUAUAUGAAUACAUGGUCAUACCAACAGAGCCCCCCCACACCCACCACACUCACCAGCCCUUGGCUCCCGAGGACUACUAGUUUGUUGAUGGUGCAAUAAUAUCAAUGUAUGCAUUGGAAAAUAGCUUCUGCUAGCUACCUCCUGUGCCAUUCACAUGUUCAGUAGUGUUUGUGUUCAAUUUUCUGUAUUUUCUUUGCUCUCUUUUUGUUGGGUUGGGUUUGGGAGCUUUUUUCUCUUCGAUUGUGUUGAGGUCAUGUCCAUCACAUUCACAUAUGUGAUUGUAAAGCUAAUAAAGUGCCAAACACUUAUUUCUUUGGCCUAGUGCUC